Molecule: messenger RNA, 9595 nt
Organism: Dermacentor albipictus
Lineage: Eukaryota; Metazoa; Arthropoda; Arachnida; Ixodida; Ixodidae
Gene: c11.1
Product: maestro heat like repeat family protein c11.1
Cellular component (GO): cytoplasm
Source: RefSeq, a predicted model, not a curated record
CGCCGCCACCCGUGGCGCUGUUGUAGCCGUGGUUUACGGUUUACACAAUUUAUUCUAUGGUUUACGUUUGCAUAUGGACGGCUGGUUGGCUGUAGAGGCGUUGGAUGUUGCUACAAGCGUGAUAUUUGACCUUUGCAUUUGCUCCAUAUCUUGCGUGCGUUAAACCAAAUGAUCAUUGAUGAUGCCUUAUCUUCGAAGGUCGUGUUGGUACUACGAUCACAAAAGCGAAAGUCUUCCAUCUCACUGACCAGCAUCAAGCAAGCAUAGAAGCCGAAGCACUGAAGAUGGUUGCAGAUGCUUCUUUCAAGACGGGCGGCCAGGUUGACGGCAUUGUUGAAGCCCUUGUGGAAAGCUUGGGAGACAAACAAGAGAGCGUCUGCCGUGCAGUCAGUCACUCGCUACAAGUUAUUGGCAACCAUUGGCCUAAUCUUGUCUUGAGUAGCUGCCAUGACUACUUGACGAAGGAGUCAAAAUUGUCAUCCUCUCAUAGGAACUUGCUGUUCACUGUGAUGCAUGAAGUGUGCAAAGAUUCUGUUGACAAACUAGACAAGGCACUAUUAAACAAUGUUUGUAAGACUACAAUUGAGGAGAUGACACGUACCAAGGAAGUGGCAACAGACAGUGUUCUCUGUGGGAUAGUGAUAGCCCUGGGCAGACAGUACCCCCUUGAGACAAUGGAGCUGGUCCAGGCCAAAUUUCAGCCGGGCUCUCUGCCACACCCGCUUGUUUUGGAGACCCUUGCUGGACUGGCCCUUGCCAACCCAUUUGGUAUCAUGCCCUUCCUGAAAGCCCUACUUGGCACCAUGCUGCCAAUGUUGAGUGGAGCUCGCACUGAGCAGCUCAGAUGGGCUAUGGCAUUUGCACUUGGAAAGUUCUCUGAAGCAAUUGUGGAAUACUUGAGCAACAUUGAAAAGGCACCUGAUCCAUCUGUGCAAAAGGCUAGCUUCGCUACUGAAAUAAUUAGUGCCUUUGACUUUCUCUUAGCCAACUGGCUGCAGGCAAGAGAUGCAAAGGUUAGAGCUGAGUCAGCUGUGACCCUUGGCUACAUGGCACAGCUUCUGAGCAAGUCAAAGCUGGAAGAGCAACUGCCAAAGCUUCUCCCAUCUCUGGUUGCGCUCUAUCGAAAACAACAUGAUUGUUUUCCUGUCAGUAAGGGGUUGUGUCUGGUUUUGGAAGCUGCCACCGAGUACAAAUGCCUUGGACUUGAACAACACCUGGAUGUUUUGAACAACUCGCUUUUUGUACAGGUUUGCAACCCGCCGGACUACACGGAACCUGCAAGUGUUCGGAACCACAACGAAAGCCUACGAUGUUUUACUGUUUUAGCUACAAUGUUUCCUGACAAGCUGACGUCCUUCCUCCUGAUGAAAGCAGAGAACAGCAAUGAUAAAACAAGAAUCGGAGCUCUGACAGUGCUGAAACACAUAAUCAAUUGUGCAGGAUCCACAGAACAAGGACUUCUUAUUCAGUUUAGCAAAACCAAAAAUCCAAACUUGGAUGAAAGGAUGCACAGCAUAAUUUUGGGCCUGCAGUCAUCAUUCAAUGAUCCAAGCAACAAGGCAAAGAAAGUGUUGGCCCAAGUCAUUGUCGCUCUGGCGCACCAUGGUUACCUUGACGCAAACGGUGGUCACUCCAUGGUUGAGUUUCUUGUUCGGCAGUGUGCUCUUCCAGAUGAUACAGCCAAGCGUCCCACUGACUUUGACUAUGUGAGCAAUGAGGCCCUGCGUACAAUGUGCGAAAAUGUUUUACAGCUUCUAACAACCACCGUGGAUGACAUUGACAAGAUUAUGUGGCCUUCCUUAUUUGAGUACUUGUUGUGUGAAGAGUUGACCCCGGCUGUAGGAAUUAUUUGCAAGUGCCUUGCUAAUUUUGCUUCGAAGAAGCGGGAUGCAGGUUACCCUAUCGAGAUCAACUAUGAGAAACAUACAAAUGUACCCAAGCCACAAGCCUUGCUGGCACGAUUGCUGGUUGUUCUGGGCUCUCCUUUGAUGCACCAUAACCGAGGAGUCCAUGUCCUACGCCUGUUGCGUUGUUUGCCUGCACUCGUACACCGUAACCUUGUAGCCCUCUGGGACACUGUUCUACCUCAGAUGACUUCUCAGUUGCAGUGUGCACUUGACAACCCAGAAAAUGGUCUGGACAGAGAGGCUUGGCGAGAGCAGAUAUUGGACCUGACCCAAAGAUGUUUUGUGGAAGUGGACAAAGAAGAAUGGACUCUGUCAUUGGGAAAGGCUAUGCAGGCCCAACUUAGCCUGUAUGGUGCAUACCCGGAUGACAAGUGCAUGCUGCUACAGUUGCUUGGAGCAGUCAUGAAAAAAGUGAGCAGCAAGCAGUUUAUAAAUGGAGCUCUGGAUAAAAUAUUUGAGCAUAUCAACCAUUUACACCCACGGGAAAGAGAGGGUUGUGCUCUUGCAGUAGGUAUGUGUGCAGCAACCCACUUGGAUGCUGUGGUAGUGAAGUUAGAGCAAGUAGCAAAAGAUGACCUUCGUAAAAACUCAGGGUUUCUUAGCUUUCUGAAGGAUAUAACUGGUGACAGUUAUCAUGAGAAGCUUUUGGCGACAGUUGUCCUGAGUUAUGGCCAUGUUUCUCUACGAGCUCCAGCAUCCAUCUUGACUACCAGAAUUGAAACACCCAUUUUGAGAAGUGCUGCCAAAUUCUACCAGGCAUCGAAGGACCCCUCAGUGCGACAUGCAAUGCUCCGCACUGUGAAGAUGAUUGCAGAUGCAGUUCACCCAGACAGACUUCAGGAGCAGUAUGUCUUCUACUCCAGGGGCGAGCUGGUUAAUGAGAUGCAACAAUUGCUCAAGGCUGAGAAUCCAGUCCUUGUCACAUCCUCAACAAGGGCUCUGGUUAUCAUGGCUCUGGCUAGCCUUGUCAAGUUGGACCCACCUCUGCCACCAAGUGAAAUAUCGACUCUUGUGACAAUGGCUGUUUCACGAGUCUAUCCGCUGCCACUGCGAAGUCCUCCCAUUGCGUUUGAUGAUGCAGCAAGUGGCGAUCAACCACAUAACCAUUCAGAGUUAGUGGCAGGCAGCCUUAGUGCACUGGAUAAAUUCCUUGCAGAGUUAUUGUCCAAGGACCGUACUCCUGAUAAUCUUCAGCUUAUCAUCAGGGUGCUGGUUCCUUGGCUCAACUCUAAACAGGAGUUUGAGAGAGAGCGCUGCUUGAACUCCAUUUGGGAGCUUAUGAUGCUUUACAGCAGUCAUAUUGAGUCUGGGGUUUUUCGGAUGUUCAGCUGUUUUGGCUUUGUCCUCGGUGCUCUUGUGCCUCGUUGCACUGACUCCAGCAUCUCCAUUCGCAACACAGCUGUGACCUGUAUUCACCUGUCUCUUGAAAUUAACAACAAGAGUCAAAGCCUUUCGUCAAAGGAGGACACAGAUUUACAUGGUGUUGAUGAUCUUCAGGCAAACAUUCAGAAGGCGGACCCUGAGUCCUUUCACAUAAUUUCCAAAGAGUUAGCAAAGACAUUGGCCAAGAAGGUGCCAUCGAUUCAGCUCCUUUCAUUAGCCGAGACGCUCCUUCAAGGUCUCAAGGAUCCAGUGUCAAGUAGUUCCUCUGGUGCAGCCCAUGUGCUUUCUGGCCUGCUGCAGCUGCGUGGUGCUGAGCUGCGAGCUGAAGUGGCCCACCUUGUUGAGAGCUUGCACCAACAGCUCUCGCAUGUCCAUUCUCUCCAGACGCAGUCUGAGGCACUUGAAGUGGUCCGAACUUUGGCACGACACCACUCGAACCUCGUUGUGAAUGCCCUCCUGACCUAUCCGUUACCUUAUGACAAGCAGGUGUGCGAGUGUUGGUCAGCACUGGCCCAAGACGCUGCCAUGGGUUCGAGUAUUGUGAACCACCUGCUGGAAAUGCUGGACAACCAGGGAGCUACAGAAUUUCAUCCAGACCCCAAAAGCCAAAGAGGCACCAUCAGAGUGGCCGUUAGGGAUGUGCUUGCGGCCAUCUGUGCCCUGCAGGAGAUGUUCAACACUGCUGAGAUGGAGUCCUGUGCUAAGGAGGCAUUUGGCCAUGUUUUCUCAGCCCUCCUGUUGGCCGCAGCCAGCUAUGUUGGCGUCAAUGCAGUGAGCUUUGUUACAACAAACACUGCUAGCAAGCAGGAGCCCGGAGCCAGCCCUAAGCUGCUUCCACUACGAUGUGCUCUUCAGGCAUUUGAGGCCUUCCUAAGGCGGGCAGGUCAGGAAGAAAUUGUGGCCAGUAUGGAAAAGGAUGGCCACUGGGACAGCAUGGAGCAAGAUGAAGUUUUUCCAGAUUCUAUUACUGUGUUGGCUGGACUUCUGUGCCAGCAGUGCCCUUGGCAGGUGGCAGGCGUGGUAUCGGGCUUGCAGAACAGGCUUGGUGGCAGCCCAUUGGAGACCCAGCGUCUGGCCGUGCUGGCACUGUUUGCUGAGCUGCUGAGCCAGCCUUUCGAGGGUGCACCCCUGCUGGCCGAGCCGCUCAUGAACCACCUGCUGGGCUCCUUGGCUGACCCGAGCCUGGCUGUGCGCCGUCUCUGCCUGCGCAGUCUUGCCCACUUAGGCCGUGCUGAAGGGCAUCUGGUUCAUCGUUACUCUAGCACUGUCUUAUCCGCCAUGAUCAGUGGUCUUGAUGACAAGGAUGAUACAGAGCAGAAGAUCAUGCUGGAAGCAAUCAACGGACUUGCGACACUUCUGUGCCAUCCAGAUCAACAGGAUGCUGGAAGCUUCAUUACAACUGUGGCUCUCCGGCUGCGCCCUAUGUUUGAAAAGGAAAAAGGUGAAGUGCGUGCAGCAGCGUUCAAGCUGUUCGGAGACCUGGCCCGCUUUGCAGAGGGAGAAUUCCGAGAUGCAUUUGUGGAACAGGCCAUCAGCAACGUGAUCACGCUGCUUGUGCACUUGAACGAAGGUGACAAGCAGGUUGUAAAGGCAUGCAAGGCAACUUUGAAGAAGCUGGGGCCACUGCUAGGUUCUGAGGAAGUGAACAACAUGUUUCAGAGGCAUUUGCCUGAUGGCUCCCACCUACACUACUCAGAGUUCAUUAGUGACCUCACAAAAGUCAUGGUUAUUGAUCUUGAACAACACAUGUCCACAUUUGUGACCUUAUGCCUUGGUCACAUGAAGAGCCUUAACCCAACAAUUCAGUGCAAUGCUGUGUUGCUCUUAGGCUGUAUGCUGGGAAACGCACGACCUGAGCUCCGUAAGGACCUUCCAUGUGAACGUGCAUGUUCGGCACUCGUCUUGCUGCUUAAGGCUGAGCUGCCUGAACAGCGCUGCAGAGCUGCUGAAGCUCUGAGCCUUCUCCAUGGUUGCUGAAGAAGUCCGGGCUGCCUCUCAUCUAGAUGCUAUGGCCUCCUGCCAUUGAAAGCAAACGCAUCUGUGCCUGAAGGGCUUUUUCUACAUGUUAUGCUCUUAGUCUUUGCGUCUUCCCCACUGAAGCCUCGAUCAUAACUGCCAUGUCACAGGCAUUGUAAAGAGCAUUGGGUGGGGCCUGCUCUAUGCCAUUCCUUGUUGGUCGCUGUUGCUCUUGACGAUCACAGAUAGGUUUCCUUGUUUUUAUUCUGCAGCAUGCUGUAAAGGCAUGCAAUGUUAUAUUUUUCCAUAUAUAAUGCAUCACGCUAUUAUGCAGAAUGACAUAUGCAGAGUGAUAGAUGCAUACUAUGUACGGUUGUAUCUUGAUUAUAUUAUAGUGUAAGGUUGUACAUUUGAUGUUAGGUCUCUAUACAGGAGACCGCCACAUGAUUUUUUUUUAAAUUUUUCUAGCCUAUAUAAGAGUAUGUGAUAUAGCAGUGUGGUAUUGUUUAUUCCAGAGGAUUGUAUGCGGGUGUGCUGAGGGCUUACCCAAUUAUUUUUCUUAUAUUUCAGCUUCGGUUUCACUGCAUAUUUUUCUAGUGCCCAUGGUAGCGAAGCAAUAAUACGUAUACCAUGUUCAAUUGCAAGCAUUCCCCACUCAGUUCAUUUUGUGCAUCAAGUUGUUUAGUCCGAGUGUUGACUAUACACCUUAUUGUGCACAUGUGCACCAUUAUUAGCAGCAGGCAUUUGGUUAAACUUGGUGGUACUUUACUUUAAAUAGUGGGUACACUUCAGUCAAAGUGGAGAUACUACAUUUAGAAUCUUUUUUUCUUUUUAGUACAGGUAAUCUUUUAUUUAGUUAACUGGCUUCCUGAUAGUUGAGUUGUCCAUGGAGGGUUGUGUGCUAGUGAAGGUCAAGAAGUCAGGAUAGUUGGAAGGCAUUGCAACAUGGGCAUUGUUAAUUUUCGAAGGGUAAUGUUCAUAUGCAAAAUCCACAUGAGAGGCAAAGGUUAUCGUUCAUCUUCACUGCAGUACAACACAGUUAUAUCGUGUAAGCAGUAAUGCGCCAAGUAUAGCUGCUUUAUUUUCAGCAUUUAUUUUCCACAUAAGGAGACUGUACGAGAUGGGAGCACUAUUUUUAUUCAUGUUAAACAUUGUAUUAGAUUACAUAGACACAGUAGUUCAGGUAGUUGAAGUCUAUAUACAGAUAUAGAGAAUUCUAGUAUUCUCCUAUUCUGGUAGGUAUGAAUGUGUGUAAUAUACUGAAAUGCACAGUGUACUUUGAGGUGAAAGCAGGCUAUCAUGCCUGUCAUUGGGUGUGAAGAUGUGAUGCCACAUUCUGCAAGCAGUUUUACUGAACCAUCCACCUACAUAUGAUUUGCUCAUGUAUGGCAGCCAUAUGUAAGCAUGCAAGUGGCUCACAAUGUGAAUCACAUGCGGGGUACAGCCCUUGUACUGUGCACUGGAUUCUGCAGUGUGCCACCAAAGUUGCAGCUGGUACAACUGGUGGUUGGAAGAGAGAAUGCAGUGAUCUUAUCACCUUAAUGGCCUUUUUCUUUGGUGGCUUUAUUUUCUUUCUUACGUUUGUUCUUGGUGGUGGUGGUUUGCUGUCUAAUGCCCUCAACAUUUGUGGCAUCACUUGCAUGGAGACAUUGUAUGCUGCUGCUAGCCAUGAUGUGUGCUCUGUGGUGUAAAAGAAGAGCCACAAGGCUUCACUGUUGCACUAGUGAAUGCACUAGUAAAUUCACUAGUGAAUGUGGCACACAUGAUGAUCCGUACUCUGCUGCAAGUAAUCUCAGCUUGAAUGUGAGUAUGUGGUUGCAGUCUUGUGAAUUCCUUCCCUGUAGCACAUAUAGGGAUAAGGCCAGGACUAUGCCUCAUGCACUCAGCAUGUUUUACAAUCCUGCUUGAAAUUCCCAGGCAGUGAUGUGGAUAUUCCAUGUCGCAGCAGUGAAAACGUAUUUGUAUUUCAGGCACCAGUAACUGCUGUGACCAGUAAUUGUGCAAAACUCAUGCAUGUAUGCUCUAACGUGUGUGCACGUAAGCACACACAAGAUGGACAUCUGUGCUGACUUUGAAAGACUUUGCACACGUACCCUAUAGCUGACAUUCUAGUGCAGCCAGCUGGUCAUGCCAAGCACAGGCUUGCUAAGCAACUGAAGUUAUUAGCUGCUGACCAGAGGUAAAAUUUUGAAUGUAUCCACUGACACCUCUAUCAUGUGUACUUCACUGCUCAUAGCAAUGUUAUCAGCAGAAUUAGUACUGUUCAUUUAGUUUUGUUGAAGAGCAAUUGAGUAUAGGAAUAGCUCUGUGAAGAAAUGUCGCUUUAUGUACGGCGCCUGCGAAGCUAUUCACUGUGAAGCACCUGUGACAGAAAUGAGUGAAUCCAUCCUACUUUGGAAUGGGAGAUCUACAGUAAAAGUCACCAUGACACUGUGCUUUCUAUACUAAUGACUCCCACGGCAAAUACAAUCUGUAAUGAGGUGCCAGCUGCAUGUGCAAGCUGCAGCCAUUUUCAAAGAGAAGACUCGACCUUUAGGCACUUAUUUUAUGUGCGUAAUUAGUGUGAUCAUUAUUAGUUUACAUUAUAUGGUACUACAUUAUUGGUUACGGUGAACAUAUUGAAGGUCACUAACAGUUUCUUGGCAAUUCUUUGUGUUCUUUUUAUCAUAUCAUGUAAACUUGUGCACACAGCUGAUUUUCUUUACACGACUGGAAGAAUGUGCUGCAUUUGUAUGUGGUGUCUCAAGUGAAGGCAUCAUGUGCACUUCCUUUCUGUUGCAUUAUAGCCCCUUCCUGAAUAUUUGGAAAGCGUUCCGAACUGUAGUGGUUGGUGAAAGGCCUUCUUGGAACAUCCAGAUGUCAAUAUGGCCCUUACUUUAUCUCUCUAAAUUUUCCUAGCAUAAGACAGUCAUACAGCCUGUAUUUUGUUUGCCAAGUUAUGCAAAUGAGUAGUACUCUUUCAGUAAUUUACUGCCGCACAUGGCUAAUUUCUUAGGGUUUAGAAAAUUUGGCAUCAACACAGAAUGCUGGUGGUCUUGACCAACUCCUCGGCCACAUGUUAUGCAAGCUUUGUUGGCGCGUUACACCACUUGGACUGGUCUUUAUUUUGCUGUUAUUGAUAAAGUUUGUUCCAGCUGCUUCCAAGAAACAAAAUUGAUGCUGCUUCCUAUGUCAUGUGAGCACGUGGCUGGCACUUGAGAGGCACUUUAUCUGCAGCACAAACCCAUUGGUCAAUGCACUGUGCAAGAACUCGAAACUCAGUUGCUGUAUGUGUUCAUAUGCAGUGGCUAAAAGUGUGUGAGUAUUUGAAAAUUUCGAAUACCAGUCAAAUAUUUUCAUUUUGAUAUUCAUAUUAAUAUGAAUUAGAAAAUUUUCAAACAUUCGAUGCAGCGCGAAUAUUCAAACCAAUUUGAGUAUAAUUUCUGGCAGUGCAGGGCUAAAUGCAAAUGUGUGCCCAUUUUCAUGCUACUUGGCACACUCCUGUCUGGUGGAAUUUAGCUUAUGAGGUAAGCCCAGUGAACGGUCAACUUAGCCCUGCAGGAAAGCCAACAUCUCGCAGGCAAUGGGCAUGGGUUUUGAAACAGCGAAGGUGCAACUUAACAUGGGUAAAAUAAACAAGCUUUUACUCUUAAUUACACUUUAGUCAACUUUUUCUUAUUGGUAAUGUAAAUGCAAUGUUCUAAUGUGCAGUAAAAAAAUGUUCUAAUAAAUGCAUGUGCAUAUCAUUAUUCGUUAUUUGAAGUAAACUAUUAGUUAAGAACAAAAACUGCAAGAAGGGGCCUUUCUUGUCCCAUUUCUUGUACUGUUCUUAACAUAAUGUACAAACUAGCCCAAUGGCGCACUCGUGAAGCUAACAACAUGCAAUUCGUGUUAAUUUUUUUUUACAUUUCACACCCGUAAUAGCAACCAAAUGCACAGAGACUGCUACCAUGGCCAACUGCCUCGGAACUAGCCAAAGAGAAAAAUUCAUACGCAUCACAGGCAUGCAUGUUUGUUUUAACGGUGGGUCACACUGCAUCUACACAUGCAGAGGCACCAUGAGCUGAAGCAGGAUAUGCACAGUGGCUGGUCGCUACCACUGCUGUGCCAUGGCUUCACUUUGAGCAGCUUGGUGCAAGAAGAUAUGCAUGUUUUAAGUCUUUUCUCUUUUUUUUUGUAAAACAUUGCAUUCCAUCAUUUCUUGCCAUAUGUUGCACAUAUUUGAGUAAAGACCACCGUAAUUGGGGUGUCAAAUUUUGCCAUGGAAAUGUUAUAUAUUUUUAACUACAUUUCGAUCGUAUCUGCACAAUAAUUACCACAGAUGAAUUCAGUGAACUUGCUGGUAAAAAUAAAAGCUGUCGCUCGUCUCA